AUGUUUGAUGAGAAAAUAGAUGCUGAGGAGAAAGCUUUCGAUGAAUUUAUCAAAGAAUAUGGACAGAGAGAAGAGGAUUGGACUAUUUAUGAUAAUGAUUGGCACAAUUUCUAUCCAGUUCUAAUAGAAUUGCCAUAUUAUCUACUUGAACUUCGAUCAGAAAUAUGA
Molecule: messenger RNA, 168 nt
Organism: Funneliformis mosseae
Lineage: Eukaryota; Fungi; Glomeromycota; Glomeromycetes; Glomerales; Glomeraceae
Source: the annotation of a GenBank genome assembly